Messenger RNA from Capsicum annuum, 2034 nucleotides. Its product is annotated as BRCA1-associated RING domain protein 1. Gene Ontology annotation, cellular component: plasma membrane; BRCA1-A complex; BRCA1-BARD1 complex. Gene Ontology annotation, biological process: positive regulation of transcription by RNA polymerase II; negative regulation of fatty acid biosynthetic process; double-strand break repair via homologous recombination. Bases 284 to 1660 code for a protein of 458 amino acids. NCBI's taxonomy places the organism in Eukaryota, Viridiplantae, Streptophyta, Magnoliopsida, Solanales, Solanaceae. The record is from RefSeq and is a predicted model, not a curated record. Gene Ontology annotation, molecular function: ubiquitin-protein transferase activity. The transcript has 9 exons.
AAGGCUACUAAGAAAACUGAGGGAGUAGUUCACCACGACACCAUCAGUUCUUAGCUUCUCUAUUCCUAAGUAGAAAUUCUGGAGAAACCUGCAACAGCUAACCUGAACAAGAAGAUCGACUCAGGAAAAAGCUUCAAGAAGAUCGACCCAGAAACAUACCUUCAAAUAUUAGUAUAAAUUACUAUGUAGCAGCGGAAUUAGAGAUGCUUUAAGCAGGUGUGAUCCUUGCAUUUCAGCAUAUAGAGAACAUUACAGCAAUGAGGUACAGGAUACUUAAGAUGUGAUGAAAGGCCAAACGCAUUGCAAAGUUAGGGGUGAAGACAUAUUUCAUGAAAGGGAUAGUAAGAUACAAAAGAAACCAAAUUGUGGUUUGUCAGAAAUGAGCUCAGAAAGUCAUGGUCAAACUCUACAAAGAUGUCCUAGUUCUGAAAUUGUUGCCGAGCAUAAAAUAUGUGAAUAUCCUUCUGUUAUUCAGCCAAAAGCAGUUAUAGAUCAACGUCUUCUGAAAGGAAGUGUUUGUGCUUUCUGUCAUUCGCCUAAGACCACAGAGAAAACUGGACCAUUCUUGUACUAUGCAAAUGGAAGAGAAGUGGGAAAUUUCACUUCUCUUUCCAAAGUCAUAUGCGUGCACAGUAAAUGCAUUGAAUGGACACCUCAAGUAUAUUAUGAAGGAGAUAUUAUAAAGAAUUUGGACACCGAGUUGUCAAGAGCUGCAAAACUUAAGUGUAGUAGUUGUGACUUGAAGGGUGCAGCACUUGGCUGCUAUGUGAGAUCUUGCAGGAGGAGUUAUCAUGUGCCCUGUGCAUUUGAAAUCCAGGAUUGCCGGUGGGAUAUGGACAACUAUGUGAUGCUGUGCCCAAUUCAUCGAUCUGUUAAAUUUCCCGGCGAGAAGUCAAAGUCCAGAAAGCAUGUGAGGAGGGAAGUGCAUCCAGAGACUUCUCACCCAACCACUGUGCAAUUGAGUUUUUGGGCGAGAUCAUCCUAUGGACCGAAAGAAUGGGUUCUUUGUGGGUCAGCUCUAUCCUCAGUAGAGAAGUAUAUGUUGGUGAAGUUUGCUAACAUGUGUGGUGCAACUGUGUGCAAGUUUUGGAAACCAAAUGUCACACAUGUUGUUACAACAACAGAUGAAAAGGGUGCAUGCACCAGAACAAUGAAAGUUCUCAUGGCGAUUUUGAGUGGAAAAUGGAUCCUAACUAUGGACUGGGUAAAAGCGUGUGUUGCAGCAAAUGGUCCAGUAGAUGAAGAACUUUAUGAAAUAAGUCUAGACAAUUAUGGCAGUUUUGGGGGCCCCAAAGCUGGAAGGUUGAGGGCCUCAGCUAAUGCGCCAAAGCUUUUUGAUGGUUUCAAGUUUUAUUUGAGUGGAGAUUUUAUGCCAACUUACAAAAGUGACCUGUUAGAUCUAGUUGAGAAGGCCGGAGGCACUAUCAUUCAGAGCAAGGAAGAGUUUGUUAAACAGAACUAUGGUGCACCGCAAAUUCGGCCACCUCUAGUGGUAUACAACUGUGAUCCCCCGCAGGAUUGCAUGUUUGAAGAAAGCAAUAUUUUGCAGCAAAGAUUAGCUGAAGCUGAGGAUCUAGCCAAGCAAAUUGGUUGUCAGGCCGUUCAGCACACGUGGAUUCUGGAAUCUAUUUCUGCAUGUGAACUGGUACCAUUCUGCUGAUGAGCGACUGCUGCAAGUUUUUUGUGCAACUGAGAUACUGUAGGAAGUAGAAGAGUCCUGCUAAAUGACUUUAUCUUGGUGAUAGAUGAGAGCAAAAGUAGAUGUACAUUUUCUGCACCAGGGAAAUAUGGUGGAAUCUUAAAAGCCAAAUAUCCUUUUUAAGAUUUUGUGUAUAAAUGUGAUAUACUGAAAAGAAUAAUAGAGAGUGAAAGGUUGUGAGCGAAGAAGGUUGCAUACUGAAUUAUUUUAACCACUUCUAACAAAUGCCUAUUUGUUUCUUUCAGCAAACUCAUUGUGUACGCUAGUAUAAGGACAAUUGGUUUGAUGGUUAUUCCAAAACUCCCCAAAUGAGUAUCAAAAAUUUUGCUCCUGUA